ACUAGAAGUUCUUAGAGACCCAAAGCCCCUCACACACACAAAUUGCAAGAUGUUCAAGCAAUCAUCACUGGACAUCUCCAUCACCAUGCUAAUUGCUAGCACAUGGAUGGCAACAAUUGUGUCAGCAGUGGAUCUUGCAACAGCAGGUGGGGAAGCGCCAGUCCUUGAGUUAUACAUGCAUGACAUUCUUGGAGGCAAUAGCCCUACAGCUAGGCCGAUUACCGGCUUGCUAGGGAACAUCUACAGUGGUCAAGUACCCUUUGCUAGGCCAGUGGGGUUCAAUACUCCAAAAGAUGGGGUCGCCAUCCCUAAUGCCAAUGGUGCCAUUCCACUUGUUAAUGGCAACAACGGUAUCCCAUUAGGAACAGGAUUAGCAGGUAGUGCUUUUGGAGGAAAACCAAAUGACCCAAACCAGAAUGGUAAAACGGCAACCCAAUUAGGACCAGAUGGGUUGGGUCUAGGUUUUGGAACGAUCACUGUCAUUGAUGAUGUGUUGACCUCUGGGCCAGAGCUAGGGUCACAGUCUAUAGGGAAAGCCCAGGGAGUUUAUGUGGCAAGCUCUGCAGAUGGUACCACACAAAUGAUGGCAUUCACAGCUAUGAUGGAAGGAGGAGAAUAUGGUGAUAACCUCAACUUCUUUGGAGUGUACAAGAUUGGAAGCGCUAUGUCACGUUUGUCUGUGACCGGUGGAACAGGAAAGUUUAAGAAUGCUCGUGGUUUUGGUGAGGUGCGGCCACUCAUACCAUCUGGACAACAUGUCACAGAUGGUGCAGAGACAUUGUUGAGGAUCACUGUCCAUCUAAGCUACUAAGGAUGGUACUGUGAAUGAAAAUUUGCUGUGGGUGUGGUUGUGGGAAAAUGAAUGUGUGUAUGGUUUGUUAUUUUCCUGUUAAUGUGGCAUCUAUGAGUAAGGAAUAUGUUUUAAGUUUUAUCAGUC
Vitis riparia (riverbank grape) is the source of this 937-nucleotide messenger RNA. RefSeq names its product dirigent protein 16. Lineage: Eukaryota; Viridiplantae; Streptophyta; Magnoliopsida; Vitales; Vitaceae. The transcript has a single exon. The coding region runs from base 50 to 811 and encodes 253 amino acids. The record is from RefSeq and is a predicted model, not a curated record.